This is a messenger RNA of Miscanthus lutarioriparius, 1029 nucleotides long. The record is from the annotation of a GenBank genome assembly. NCBI's taxonomy places the organism in Eukaryota, Viridiplantae, Streptophyta, Magnoliopsida, Poales, Poaceae.
AUGGAGGAAGGUGGGAGCCGCCGGGCGGCCGUCCUCCCGGACGAGCUCAUCGUCGAGAUCCUCGCGCGGCUGCCGGCCAAGUCGCUUUGCCGCUGCAAGUGCGUGUCGCGGGCCUGGCGGACCCUCAUCUCCGAUCCGGACCACCGCGGCAGGUUCGCGCAGACGCUGUCGGGGCUCUUCUUCUCCCGUCACCGCGGCAGCCACCCGCCCUGGCCCCGUGGAUUCGUCGGCCUGCCCACGUCUCCGCCUGGGGUCGAUACGGCUCUCUCCUUCCUGCCCGCCCCCGCCCCCCCCCCCGCCCCCCACCUGCUGGGACAUGGAUCUGCUGGACUCUUGCAACGGGCUGCUCCUCUUGCGGUGCCAGGACACAAGGGAACGGCCUUCACCACCGCCCUUCUACGUCGUGUGCAAUCCGGCCACCGGGGAGUGGGUUGCAGUGCCCCAACCGAGGCACACCCCGGGGCUAUGACCUUUUUCGGUGGCUUCCUACAUUUCUGCAACGUCUCCAAUGCUGCUGUCAUCUCGGUGGACACAGAGGUGCAGGCAUGGAGGAUCUCCCAUGUACCGCACAAUGUAAGUUAUGGUGGCCUCUUUUCUAUUGGCAUGCGGCACAAUGCAAGUUAUGGCCGUUCCUCUACCAUCAGCCACUCUCAGGGGCGCCUGCUUUAUGUGUACGAUAAUGGUUGGCAGGAUCAUGACCUGUCAAUCUAUGUUCUUGAGGAUCAGGACAGCGAGGAGUGGACAUGGAUCCUCAAGCAAAGCAUCGACAAGCCGAACCUAUUUGGACCACGAGGGGGAUGGGACUACUGCAUAACUGCAUUUCAUCCAAAUGCCAAUUUGGUUUUCUUCUAUGAUUGGAAGCAGAAAACACUGAUGGUCUAUGAUAUGAAACACAAGGAUGUGCAUGUUAUCUGUACUCUUGGAGAAGUGGUCAAGAUUGAACUUGAUUUAAGGUGCAAUGUGCAUCGCCCGUUUCUACCAUAUGUUCCAUUAUACACAAGGGCAUUAACAUCACCUAGUGUCAACUAG